Priapulus caudatus is the source of this 549-nucleotide messenger RNA. RefSeq names its product F-box/LRR-repeat protein 2-like. The coding region runs from base 1 to 549 and encodes 182 amino acids. Lineage: Eukaryota; Metazoa; Priapulida; Priapulimorpha; Priapulimorphida; Priapulidae. The record is from RefSeq and is a predicted model, not a curated record. Gene Ontology annotation, biological process: SCF-dependent proteasomal ubiquitin-dependent protein catabolic process. Gene Ontology annotation, cellular component: SCF ubiquitin ligase complex. The transcript has 7 exons.
AUGAUUCGUGGAUGUCCUCAGCUACUCACCAUCGACAUAUCAUGGACGGACAUCUCUGAUGCUGGGCUGCAGGCACUCAGUAAAGGAUGUCCGCGUCUGCGCGCCAUCAUAGCCAAGGGCUGCCACUCGAUAACGGACGAGGGUCUACGAUGGGUCGGGCAGCACUGCAGGGAUCUACGACUGCUGAAUCUACACAGCUGCUACAAGAUGAACCAGACGAGAGGAUUCGGGGACGAGGGCGUGCUGCACGUUUCCAACGGCUGCCACCAGAUGGAGUUCCUGUGCUUAGCCGGCUGCGCUAACCUCACAGACUCCUCUCUGCUGGCACUGAGCCAAGGCUGCCCCAAACUCAGGACGCAUAGAGGUCGCUGGAUGCUCACUCGAAUUCCAGGCAACUGUGGUGAGUUGAGGAGGAUGGAUUUGGAGGAAUGCGUGCUCAUCUCUGACGCAGCACUGCUGCAUCUAGCAGCCGGCUGCCCCAAGCUACAGAGACUCACUGUUGCAAUGGUGCAAAACCACAGUUAUGUAUUGCAUAAUAUAGAGAUAUAG